CAGAAAUAGAUGCACAGAUUGUGUCAAUCUGCGUGAGGACCCAAGCAUCAGCAGACAUGGGGGAUGAUCUGAAAAAAGAGAAAGGUACAUUAGACUGGGAUUCAGGGACAGACCCUGCUCCACUGCAUGGGCUGGGAUGGUGCAUGUGGUGGGAUGGUGCACGGAAAGUACAUUCGGUGGGAUAGUGCAUGGUGAGGCAUAGUGUAUGGGGUGUGAUAGUGCACAGAUAGUGUAUGGGGUAAGAUAGUGGAUGAGAUGGUGUAUGGAGUGGGAUAGUGUAUUAUGUGGGAUAGUUUAUUGAGUGGGAUGGUGUAUGAGGUGGGAUAGCGUAUUUGGUGGGAUGGUGUAUGAGGUGGGAUAGUGUAUUGGGUGGGAUGGUGUAUGAGGUGGGAUAGCGUAUGGGGUGGAAUAGUGUAUUGGGUGGGAUGGUGUAUGAGGUGGGAUAGUGUAUUAUGUUGGAUAGUGUAUGGGGUGGGAUGGUGGGAUAGUGUAUGGGGUGGGAUGGUGGGAUAGUGUAUGGGGUGGGAUGGCGUAUGGGGUGGGAUGUUGGUAUUUGUCUUUAUGUGUCAAUAUUUUUGGGAAAAGGUCUAUGCUAUAUUUCAGGACAAAUCCUUGGUAUAAAGUAUGUUUAUUAUUUAGCAAUGUGAUCCUGUUUGGAGAACGUCUUACGUCUGUGAUAAAGCUUUAUUUUGUGCUGUCUGGAUGUCAUUUAUUGAUAAUAUUAAUUUACUAAUGUACACUGACAGCCGGAUAACUCUCUCUGUACACUGACAGCCGGAUACCUCUCUGUACACUGACAGCCGGAUAACUCUCUCUGUACACUGACAGCGGGAUAACUCUCUCAGGGCUUAGUGAAUCCCUCCUGUACACUGACAGCGGGAUAACUCUCUCAGGGCUUAGUGAAUCCCUCCUGUACACUGACAGUGGGAUAACUCUCUCAAACCUUUCUGAUACGUUGUCAUUGCUGACUGAUCAUUCUACUCUCUGUACUCUCACACUCUUGGACCCACCUAUCAAUCCCCUCAGCCAUCCAUCCACCCAGCCAUCCAUUCAUCCAUGCACUCAGCCAUUCAUCCAGUCAUCCAUCCAUCCACCCAGACAUCCAUCCAUCCAUCCAUCCACCCAGACAUCCAUCCAUCCAUCCACCCAGACAUCCAUCCAUCCAUCCAUCCACCCAGACAUCCAUUAACGCUUCCAUCCGUCUGUCUAACUAUCUAAUUCAGUAAAACAUGUGGUAGACAACUGAUCUAUUUUCCCAUAACGUGUUAGAAUUUAGAAGUUGAAAUUACAUCAAUUAGGAAAUAAAUAAUUUGACUAGAUUUUCAUGAUUCCCUGAAUGAAUCCUGUGGAGUUUAUUCACCAACCUUUAACCUGCGGUGAACUGAAAACUGAAUGGCACAUUUUAGUGAAGCAUUGAUGAUUUCCAAUAUUCCGGUAUUGUCCUAACUUGGCUAUUUUAGCCCAAUUAUUAUAAGUUGGUUUUAAUUCACUCCAAUUCGGUGAAUAAACUGCGCUGAUUUUAACUGCUCGCACACACUCCUCUGAAAUAUUAAAUUAGUUCUGAAAUCGACGGAAAUCACUCCAUUCACAGGGAAAUCCUUGCAGAGAUGGUCCAUGACGUACGAGAGAAAAUCAUCACAAAACGGAUUUCUCUUUCUAAAAUCAUGUCAGACCUCCUCUGCUAUUCAGCCUUUAUCGUCCCUUUAACAUAUUACAGAGACUGACCCUGGCACUAAGAUUUCACGAUUUUUAUACCGUUUUUCUAGAUGUAGCAGCUUUCGAACUGUUGGUAUAUUGCAGUUGCCAGAAUACUUUGAGCCCUGGCUAUUGGCUGAGUGAGGAUAGUGGGAAUUGUAGUGUAAGAGCAGAGAAUUUAAAGAAAAACGUGAUGACACUUUGAACUAAAACUGUAAAACAGAACUUGUUUAUUUCUAAAUGUUCUCAGUCAUCGUCAGAUAGCGAUAAACCCAAAUAUCGAGGGCAAACUUUGCAGUGAUCCGUUUCCAAGCUGCUAAUUCUACAGGUCACAAAUACGUGACCCCCUGGCGCUCACAGAGGAGCCUUUGUUAUACAGACAUCUUUCAAAAUCCUAUGAUCGCCUGCAGCUAAAUGUGGAGAGGGAUAAUGCAUUAUGUACAAAGACCAACUCUGGGGCAAACCUUCUAAACAUGGAGAGGUCACCAUGGAAACCAGUGAAUGUCUGCUAAUUACUCCACUUUGUGAUUAGUUUGCCGCAGAAUUGCUGUUUAUGCAGAGCGUGCAUUGCAGCGCUGAGAGUGACUCUUUAGACUUGCUCGUUGAGUGCAAUGUGCACUCAGAUCAUUCAGCCCAGGGGCCGAGCUCUUUAACUGCACCCUGCACAUGUGUAUCCCUGGGUGGGGCACAGCAGAACCUGCCAUCUGCCAUCCUUUUGGGCAUCACAAUAGAAGUGGCAUUACCAUCACAUCCCCAUCGGCCUUUUUGCACCCUUUGCAACUUUGUGGUUCUAAAUAUUGUAAUAUACAAAUGAGAUCAUUUUAAAAUGGAAGAAUGCACCACAGCUGCUUCAGAGGGUCACAGUAGCCACUAGCCAUUUAAUAAAGCUCCUGGUUUGAGAUAUAGGCUGGACCCCUGAGGAAGCCCAGGUAGAUGGGGGUCCAAAGUCAGCCAGGAGCCCCUGAUUUAGAAGUUGUGGCAGUAAUAAGAGUGGAAGCUGCAGGUCCAGGACACAGGAACGGCGGCCAGAAGGAAAACAUGAGAGAUUUUCUUCCCUGCAGAGCUGAGAGUGAUAGGAAUAGAGUCCAGUGAACUCUAAAUACUCAGUAAAGCACGUUUCAUGUUGCUGCAAAUAUAGACAGAGACACACAGUGUACAGACAGUGACAUACAUUGUAUAGACAGCGACACACAGUGUAUAGUCAGCUACACAGUGUACAGACAGUGACACAUAGUGUAUAGUUAGCGACACACAGUGUAAAGUCAGCAACACACAGUGUAUAGUUAUUGACACACAGUGUACAAACAGUGACACACAGUGUAUAGUCAGCGACACAUAGAAAAUAGACAGCGACACAGAGCAUAGUCUGGACAGGCAACAGAAUGAAACAGAACGUCAUCCCCAGCUAACCCACCCCAUCACAGUGUAUAGUCAGCGACACACAGUGUAUAGUUAGCGACACACAGUGUACAGACAGUAAUACAUAGUGUACAGACGGCGACACACAGUGUAGAGACAGUGACACACAGUGUAUAGUCAGCGACACACAGUGUACAGACAGCGACACACAGUGUAUAGUUAGCGACACACAGUGUACAGACAGCGACACACAGUGUAUAGUUAGCGACACACAGUGUAAAGUCAGCAACACACAGUGUACAGACAGCGACACACAGUGUAUAGUUAGCGACACACAGUGUAUAGUCAGCGACACACAGUGUACAGACAGCGACACACAGUGUAUAGUUAGCGACACACAGUGUAUAGUUAGCGACACACAGUGUACAGACAGCGACACACAGUGUAUAGUUAUUGACACACAGUGUACAAACAGUGACACACAGUGUAUAGUCAGCGACACAUAGAAAAUAGACAGCGACACAGAGCAUAGUCUGGACAGGCAACAGAAUGAAACAGAACGUCAUCCCCAGCUAACCCACCCCAUCACUGUCAGCCUAGCAUUGAGCUGCCCAGAUUUGCAUUGGUAGAUGCUGAGGUGUAGAGGGGGGCAAUAGGUGCUGUGGGGGCCCCAAAUUUUUUUAAACUGCUCCAAAACAGUUUGACAGAAAUAGGAGCCCAAUGACUUUUAGCACCAUAACCACUACAAAACAAUACAAUGAGCGGUAUCAAUACAAUGAGCUGUAAUAAUACAAUGAGCUGUAAUAAUACAAUGAGCAGUAUCAAUACAAUGAGCUGUAAUAAUACAAUGAGCAGUAUCAAUACAAUGAGCUACAGUAUUUACACUGCCCAGAGCAUCCCCCAACGAUAGAUAACAUUAUUGAUCUAAAGGUGGUAGACGCGUGUCCCACUAUCCCGGCUGGGGUGGUAAUAUCUAACACAUUGCAGGGAGGACGGCUAACAGUGUCUGGGAUGUAAAUCGAUCCUAGAAAUGUUAAAUUGCCAUCAGUCUGCCCCUGGGGCCGUCACUUCGAUUUGUCUGUGAGCAGACACAUUUUUCUGGGAUGUACAGGGUUAAUGUAUUUUGCGCCAGGAGCUAAGCUGCACCCCUGGGGGUGGGAGACGAAUUAUGCUUAACGAUGGCGAGAAAGGGAGAGUAUGAGGCAGACACUCACCGCAUGCCAGCACCCCAAACUUACCCCUGUCCCCCACUUUCCACAGGGAUCAAGAAAGGAUUCGCAAAGGUUUUUGGUUCCGAAUCAAGCCCUACCAAGAAAGUACCGGUAAGUUAGCCUCUUCACUCCUUGUAUGAGCUGAAUUAACCUCUUCACUCUCUACAUAGCCCGAACUAACCUCUUCACUCCUUGUAUGAGCUGAAUUAACCUCUUCACUCUCUACAUAGCCCGAAUUAACCUCUUCACUCCUUGUAUGAGCUGAAUUAACCUCUUCACUCUCUACAUAGCCCAAAUUAACCUCUUUACUCUCUACAUAGCCCGAAUUAACCUCUUUACUCCCUGUAUGAGCUGAAUUAACCUCUUCACUCUCUACAUAGCCCGAAUUAACCUCUUCACUCCUUGUAUGAGCUGAAUUAACCUCUUCACUCUCUACAUAGCCCGAAUUAACCUCUUCACUCCUUGUAUGAGCUGAAUUAACCUCUUCACUCUCUACAUAGCCCGAACUAACCUCUUCACUCCUUGUAUGAGCUGAAUUAACCUCUUCACUCUCUACAUAGCCCGAAUUAACCUCUUCACUCCUUGUAUGAGCUGAAUUAACCUCUUCACUCUCUACAUAGCCCGAAUUAACCUCUUCACUCCUUGUAUGAGCUGAAUUAACCUCUUCACUCUCUACAUAGCCCGAACUAACCUCUUUACUCCCUGUAUGAGCUGAAUUAACCUCUUCACUCUCUACAUAGCCCGAAUUAACCUCUUCACUCCUUGUAUGAGCUGAAUUAACCUCUUCACUCUCUACAUAGCCCGAAUUAACCUCUUCACUCCUUGUAUGAGAUGUAUUAACCUCUUCACUCUCUACAUUGCUGAAUUAACCUCUUCACUCUCUACAUAGCCCGAACUAACCUCUUCACUCCUUGUAUGAGCUGAAUUAACCUCUUCACUCUCUACAUGCCCGAAUUAACCUCUUCACUCCUUGUAUGAGCUGAAUUAACCUCUUCACUCUCUACAUAGCCCGAAUUAACCUCUUCACUCCUUGUAUGAGCUGAAUUAACCUCUUCACUCUCUACAUAGCCCGAACUAACCUCUUUACUCCCUGUAUGAGCUGAAUUAACCUCUUCACUCUCUACAUAGCCCGAAUUAACCUCUUCACUCCUUGUAUGAGCUGAAUUAACCUCUUCACUCUCUACAUAGCCCGAAUUAACCUCUUCACUCCUUGUAUGAGAUGUAUUAACCUCUUCACUCUCUACAUUGCCUGAAUUAACCUCUCCUCUCUCUACAUUGCCUGAAUUAACCUCUUAACUCCCUGUAUGAGCUGAAUUAACCUCUUCACUCUCUACAUAGCCCGAAUUAACCUCUUCACUCCUUGUAUGAGCUGAAUUAACCUCUUCACUCUCUACAUAGCCCGAAUUAACCUUUUCACUCCCUGUAUGAGCUGAAUUAACCUCUUCACUCUCUACAUAGCCCGAAUUAACCUCUUCACUCCUUGUAUGAGAUGUAUUAACCUCUUCACUCUCUACAUUGCCUGAAUUAACCUCUCCUCUCUCUACCCUGAAUUAACCUCUUAACUCCCUGUAUGAGCUGAAUUAACCUCUUCACUCUCUACAUAGCCCGAAUUAACCUCUUUAACACUCCCUGUAUGAGCUGAAUUAACCUCUUCACUCUCUACAUAGCCCGAAUUAACCUCUUCACUCCUUGUAUGAGAUGUAUUAACCUCUUCACUCUCUACAUUGCCUGAAUUAACCUCUCCUCUCUCUACAUUGCCUGAAUUAACCUCUUAACUCCCUGUAUGAGCUGAAUUAACCUCGUCACUCUCUACAUUGCCCGAAUUAACCUCUUAACACCCUGUAUGAGCUGAAUUAGCCUCUUCACUCCCUAUUUGGGCUGAAUUGACUUUUUCACUCCCUAUAUGGGAAGAGUUAUAAGAGUUAUCCUCUUCACUAUCUAUGUAGCCUUAAUUAGCUUCACUCCCUACAUAACCUGCAUUUACCUUUUCACUCAGUGAGAUGGGUUAACCUAUUCAUUCGCUAAGAGUUGAGUUAACCUCUUACCUCCCUACAUAGGCUAAGUUAAUAUAUCCACUUCCUCCGGGAGUUAACCUCUUCACACUCUAUAUGUCUAUGAGUUAAUCUUUACACUCCCUACAUAGUAACCUAUUCAUCUCUUUUUAAUGUAUUCAUUCCCUAAAGGGAGCAGUGAAUAUACCUCUCUAAAGCUGCUCACAAGGGGUUAAAUCAGAUCCAGAAUCCAUAGUAACAGUUCGUGAUCUGUCCCCACUGAGAGGAAUGCAUUAAUCCAUUAAUUCAACAUUAUUGCAGCAUAAUAUCACCAAUCGCUUACUGUCCUCAGCUCUGCUCUAUAAUACUGUGCCACGGGCCCCAAACUGCCUCAAGGGCCACACAAAGGGUCUCUCAUCAGUGGUGGAUCUAAAGAAGACUGGGCCCUGGUUUUUAAGCCCCCCAUCGCAAGGAUGGGCAAAUGGUAGAUUCCCAUCUGUAGUACAACUCACACAAUGCUUUGCCAGCUGGGGAUCUACCAUUUGCCCAUCCUCGCACUGAGCAGUUAUUUGUGUAUUAGAAUGUAAGCAUGUUUUUGUAUGGAGUAUGUGUGUGUUAAUGUAGUUGUGUAUUUCUGUGUAGUGUUGUGUGUUUUCUAUGUACUGUUGUAAAAGUUUAGUAAAAGAUACACAGAUGUUCAGAGUCACACACUGACACCCGUGCAAGUAAUCAGACACACACAAACACACACAUACAGAUAUACACACACAGUUACACAGACGCAUAAACACACACUGACACACACAUGCAGAUAAACAGACUAACACACAUACAGAUAUACACACACAGUUAAACAGACGCAUAGACACAGAUGCAUACCUAGCAACCCUUCUCCUGCUGUCUAAGGCAUUCUCAGUUUAGUUAAUAACCCUGAUAGCCUAACAGCAGCGCCCAUCCCUACCGACCCUUCUCCUGCUGUCUAAGGCAUUCUCAGUUUAGUUAGUAACCCUGAUGAUAGCCUAGCAGCAGCGCCCAUCCCUACCGACCCUUCUCCUGCUGUCUAAGGCACUCAGUUUAGUUAGUAACCCUGAUAAUAGCCUAGCAGCAGCGACCAUACCUACCGACCCUUCUCCUGCUGUCUAAGGCAUUCUCAGUUUAGUUAGUAACCCUGAUGAUAGCCUAACAGCAGCGCCCAUCCCUACCGACCCUUCUCCUGCUGUCUAAGACAUUCUCAGUUUAGUUAGUAACCCUGAUAAUAGCCUAGCAGCAGCGACCAUACCUACCGACCCUUCUCCUGCCGUCUAAGGCAUUCUCAGUUUAGUUAAUAACCCUGAUAGCCUAAAAGGAGCGCCCAUCCCUACCGACCCUUCUCCUGCCGUCUAAGGCAUUCUCAGUUUAGUUAAUAACCCUGAUAGCCUAACAGCAGCGCCCAUCCCUACCGACCCUUCUCCUGCCGUCUAAGGCAUUCUCAGUUUAGUUAAUAACCCUGAUAAUAGCCUAACAGCAGCGACCAUGCCUAUCGACCCAUCUCCUGCUGUCUAAGGCAUUCUCAGUUUAGUUAAUAACCCUGAUAAUAGCCUAGCAGCAGCGACCAUGCCUAUCGACCCUUCUCCUGCUGUCUAAGGCAUUCUCAGUUUAGUUAAUAACCCUGAUAAUAGCCUAGCAGCAGCGACCAUACCUAUCGACCCUUCUCCUGCCGUCUAAGGCAUUCUCAGUUUAGUUAAUAACCCUGAUAAUAGCCUAGCAGCAGCGACCAUGCCUAUCGACCCUUCUCCUGCUGUCUAAGGCAUUCUCAGUUUAGUUAAUAACCCUGAUAAAAGCCUAGCAGCAGCAACCAUACCUAUCGACCCUUCUCCUGCUGUCUAAGGCAUUCUCAGUUUAGUUAAUAACCCUGAUAAUAGCCUAGCAGCAGCGACCAUACCUAUCGACCCUUCUCCUGCUGUCUAAGGCAUUCUCAGUUUAGUUAGUAACCCUGAUAAUAGCCUAACAGCAGCGACCAUGCCUAUCGACCCAUCUCCUGCUGUCUAAGGCAUUCUCAGUUUAGUUAAUAACCCUGAUAAUAGCCUUGCAGCAGCGACCAUACCUAUAGACCCAUCUCCUGCUGUCUAAGGCAUUCUCAGUUUAGUUAGUAACCCUGAUAAUAGCCUAACAGCAGCGACCAUGCCUAUCGACCCAUCUCCUGCUGUCUAAGGCAUUCUCAGUUUAGUUAAUAACCCUGAUAAUAGCCUUGCAGCAGCGACCAUACCUAUAGACCCAUCUCCUGCUGUCUAAGGCAUUCUCAGUUUAGUUAGUAACCCUGAUAAUAGCCUAACAGCAGCGACCAUGCCUAUCGACCCAUCUCCUGCUGUCUAAGGCAUUCUCAGUUUAGUUAAUAACCCUGAUAAUAGCCUUGCAGCAGCGACCAUACCUACCGAUAUCUGACGAUACAACGAUACAAUGACACAACGACACAAUGAAGCUUGGGAAGUGCUGCCCUUUGUUUGACCAGACGGGGAUUCGGCAGAAUAAGCAGCCAUUUCUGGUAAAUCGCUGUUUUGAUUUGCGUGUGAUUAGACGCCUGGCUGUGAGAGAGGCCAUGUUUAUAUAUAUAUACACACAAACCCAAACUCCAGCACUCAACCCAAAACAAUAAACAAACAGUAUCAGUCUCCACGCGGGUGCUUCCCAGCGCUGUACAUCUCAAAGUGGGAUGUAUAAAUAAAUAUAUAUCAAAGAAGUCAAAUCGGGAGCAAAAAAUCCCAGAGCGUGCUUCCGAUUGGACUUCUUUGAUAUAUAUUUCUAUAUACACCCCUAACCUGUGUAAGCUGUGUACAGCGCCACGCACAGCGUGUGAGGGACUGUCCGCAGGCUGGCUCCUGUACGUAUGACGUGCUAUAUACACAUUUUGUUAUCAUUUUCUCCUUGUCAUCCUCUUUUUUACAGAAACUAUGUGGGACGAAUUAUCCUCUGAGCAUCCUCUUUAUUGUCGUCAAUGAAUUCUGUGAACGAUUCUCUUACUAUGGAAUGAAAGGUACGCAGGGCGGGGGGAGGCAGCAGACCACGGCAUAGUAAGAGGGUAGAGGGUUAUAUUGUACUCAGUAUGUGUAUAGAACUAUUUAUAUAAAAAUACACUAACAAAUCCUAUUAAACUGAGGUGAUACCUCAACAAAUCCAUUGCAGGCACAAGUCAAAAACUAUAAUAUAGCAUGUUUUAGUAGUUAUAGUGCUAGACGGUGGCUGCUGUAGCCCAAAUUUCUAUCUAUUUUCUUUCACAGCCUUUUAGACCUCUUCCAUCAUUUUACUUCCCAAUUCAGCCCACAGACUUGUGCAAUGUGAGCGGAUAUUGGGUUUGUAAACCUGCGCGGCUCUCUACCUGCGCAUCUAACAUUCACUGUGAACAUCUCGCCCCUCACAUUAAUACCUGGAGUGCUGUCCUCAGACAAUGCCUUGGCAUUAUUAGUUCUAUAGAACAAUAAUAGCAUGACAUAUAAUGUGAGGGGCCACAAGAAGCAUGGUGGAUGGGUAGGUCCUAUUCAAUCAAUGCUUGAACAUGCCAGAUGGAGAUGGAGAGCGGAGAGGUUAGCCGGCCAUUUUAUUGGUUUGGGCUUUCUGCAUUAGUCCCAAAAUGUCUCCAAACUGUGUGUGGUCAUUAAUAUGAAGGUCUUCAGAAUCCAACAUUGAUCACACUAUGUUUACCAGACACGUUCUAUAAGAGCUGUUGUGAGUUUCAAAAAUGAUGGUUAUAUUUUAUUUAAGUUUAAUACAUUUCGUAGGAAUAAUUCUCAAAAAUGCAUAAAUAGAAAAAAAAAAUACACAAAAUAAUUUGAUUAAACAUAAUGUGAGAAAAAUAAAAAACAAUAACUGUAAAAUGAAAAGAGCAAUGGGGGAAAUUCCCAACAAUGAGUGUUUUGUCAUACGCCAACACUGUGUGUAUCAUACUCACCCAACACCGCAAAAUACUUCCAUUUUGUGUAUUUAUUUUACUGGCAAUUUGUUAUUAAUAGAUUAAAAAAUACUAUUAGUGCAAAAUGUGAAAAAAAAAGCUACAGCCACGAUAAACGGUAAAAGUCAGUAUGUUUGCACUUCCUUAGUAAAUGUAUCAGAUGACGUGUGUAUAUAAGCAGAGCGCAGUAUAGGAGACAUAGCCUACUCAUUCCACACGUGGCUGCUUCUUUUAGCUCUGAGUCGGAAGGUGAAUGAAAGGCCAAGGCCAAACACCCAUUUAUAAACCAAAUAAAACAUCACCUGGUCUCUUCCCGGCAAUAUCUCGUGGACUUGUGCCCAUCAUUUAUUGAGGUUUAUGGCUUAUAAAUGCACGUACGCUGAUAUAAAGACAGUCUGUGGCCAAAUCAAGAGAUAAAUGCACAGAUAAUCACCGGGAUGGUUAGAACAAUUCAUUUAGAUAGAUCUUGGGACUUGCAUUGUGUUUGUACACCUCUGUACAGGGCUCAGGCGGGACCCCUAUAUCAACAACAUUUAAAGUGACCAUGCUGUGUCUGCAGAUAGAAACCAUUUUAUUAAUUGUUUACACAUGGCUCCAUUCUUUUUAUAUUUCCAUUAUAUAUAAUAAUAAUAAUAACAAAGUAUUUAACCAGGAAAGGUACAUUCAGAUUUUAAGUACGUCCUGGGAAUGUUACCUUAGCCCAACAUCCAGGGGUUGUUACUAUUACCCAAUUUAAUGGUACUCAUAUUAUCUAACUCGGAAGAAUGAAGGUACGUCCUGGGGUUGUUACUAUUACCCAAUUUAAUGGUACUCAUAAUUUUUAUAGCAUAAAUAAAACUGCACUCUGACAUCACAACACGUCGUAAUGCCAUGAUUUCACCGCACCACCGGAUUGGAGGGAUAGUAAAAUAAUUUACAUAAAAUGCCCUAUCUGUGCCACUGCAAAAUGUUAUAAAGCACUAGAUUCAGUGAUGUCAUCAUGGCACAGUUUGAAAUGACACCAAUGGUACUACUGAGAGUGUAGCGAUAGAGUUGAUUGUAAGCUCCAUGAUGCUGUGGACUGUCACUCCCAUCUGUCUCAGCCAUAUAAUGCGCCCAUUGCUUCUACUACAAUUAGCACUGUUAUGACGCUGUGCUCUUAUAAAUGCAGCUCCAUUACACAUCACAAAACUGACGUUGGGCGCUAAUCCUCAACGUGCAGUUACCACCAUUUUAUGUACGAUGACUCUACCCAACAGCUUUUGACAUGGCGGCCAUAGACCACGCAGCAGGCUCUCAGGAUAGCAAUAUGUUUAGACAGAGAUUUUAGAAAUUCUUAACCACCUCAUUCAGUGAUAAAAAUGUUUGACAGACUUGUCUAGAGAUAUUUUUGCUGCAUAUGUUUAAAUAUAAAAUUUCCAGCGCUGGACGUACUACAAACAUUCAACAGUUUAUUCACUAAAGAGUAAGUUAGGCUGAAUCAGAAAAAAAACAAACCAGUGGCUAAUUAUGGUAAAUUCUGUUUAAUGGAUAAUCCGUAAAAAGUUGCAAUUUAACCCUGGACUUCUGUCCUGUAAUGACUAAAUAACAAUCUGUAACGGGAUUAAUAAUGUCAAGUAGGGAAGCCUGCUGUAGCAAUGAGAGGAAUAAUCAGAUAUUUAUUAUCCUGCAAUAUCUGUGACAGCAAAAUAAAACAGAUAUGGACAUCCAUGCUAUGGCCUUUAUCUAAAUAAUAUCAAGUUCUCCAAAACCUGCCUCCUAGCUGUGAACUAGAUAGUGCAAUGGCUGCUGUGUUUGACCCUAAAUAGUCAUUAUGCUAAUAUAUCAAGUGACUGAAAUUUGUAUAUCAGUAAGAAUGUUUAUUUGGAACAUUCUGAGCUGAUUAAAUCGCUAGAUCCCAGGGAGUGUGAGACACUUUGUUAGGGGCUAUAAGUAUAUAUAUUUUCCUGUUGCCAGCUACCCUUCCGCACAAGGCUAUUCACUGUAUAAAGCUGCAAUUUUUUUUUUAUCCAAACCAUAAUUUAUGGACUAUUAAAGGGACACUAUAGUCACCUGAACAACUUUAGCUUAAUGGAGCAGUUUUGGUGUAUAGAACAUGCCCCUGCAGCCUCACUGCUCAAUCCUCUGCCAUUUAGGAGUUAAAUCCCUUUGUUUAUGAACCCUAGUCACACCUCCCUGCAUGUGACUUGCACAGCCUUCCAUAAACACUUCCUGUAAAGAGAGCCCUAUUUAGGCUUUCUUUAUUGCAAGUUCUGUUUAAUUAAGAUUUUCUUAUCCCCUGCUAUGUUAAUAGCUUGCUAGACCCUGCAAGAGCCUCCUGUAUGUGAUUAAAGUUCAAUUUAGAGAUUGAGAUACAAUUAUUUAAGGUAAAUUACAUCUGUUUGAAAGUGAAACCAGUUUUUUUUCAUGCAGGCUCUGUCAAUCAUAGCCAGGGGAGGUGUGGCUAGGGCUGCAUAAACAGAAACAAAGUGAUUUAACUCCUAAAUGACAGUGAAUUGAGCAGUGAAAUUGCAGGGGAAUGAUCUAUACACUAAAACUGCUUUAUUUAGCUAAAGUAAUUUAGGUGACUAUAGUGUUCCUUUAAGGAAAUGUAAAUUUAGGAUGAAAUAGCAAAAAGGAAAAAAAAGUCAUCAAUUCAGCUAUUUUACCAAUUAAAAUUUCUCUUAAUUCUCUUGAGAAUUAUUAUUAAAUACCAAAUAGGUCAACUAUUUCCAGCUCUAAAUAUUAUAUAGUAAAUAAAAAAAAAUGUAAAAUUCCUCCAUAGAGUACACAACUCAUGAAUGAUUCAUAUAUUUUUUAGAGCGUCAAUAAGGAUAUGACAUUGUAUAAACAUCCCAGCAGUGGGGGCUCAGGCUGGAACAUGGGGGGCAGGCGGGCACAAACCGGUCUCCAGGUCACCACCUCUGUUGCCAGCCAAUAGAAAGUGCAUUAUUUAUUGUAUUCUAAGCACAGCAUGCGACGGCGGGCUCGUUGGUAAAUACACACUUUAUUUAUAUUUUGCCUUUGCAGCUGUCCUCACCCUUUACUUCCUGAAUUAUCUUCACUGGGAUGAGAAUUUGUCGACCACGGUGUACCAUGCAUUCUCCGGGCUCUGCUACUUCACCCCCAUAAUCGGAGCUCUCAUCGCUGAUGUCUGGCUCGGAAAAUUCAAGUAAGGAUCUGGACCCAGUUCUGAACUAAACCUGACCCUCUGAGAUUGUACUAACGUGACAUUACCCUUUCUUUAACUCUCCAGUAUCGGUGAUAAUGUUAUCGUCAGGUUUACACCAAACAGACAGCAUCAAUAUUAUACCCCAUAAACACUUUCAUGUAAUUUAAACGUUAACAAAUGUGUCUUUACCUCACAGUAAUAAUUCACCUAGAAUGGAGGUACCCAGAGUAUAACUAUAUACAGAGUACAAAUAUACAGAGUAUACAAAUAUACAGACAGAGUAUACAAAUAUACAGAGUACACAUACACAGAGUAUACAUACACAGAAUACCAUAACACAGACUGAAUAACCAUGCUCUUAUUUUCUCAGUUAUAUUCCCAAUCUCUAUAAAUAAAAACUCAUUGUGAUUUUAACAUAUUUUUAUUGAAAUAAUAUUAAUUCAUUUUUUGCAGCACGAUUUUCUGGUUGUCUAUUUUGUAUGUCAUUGGUCAUGUAGUGAAAUCUGUUGGAGCCAUUCCAACCAUCGGGAGCACUGAGCUUCAUGUGUAAGUAAGAACAUGUCUAUCACACUGUCUGUCAUACUGCUCUCUGAAGCGUGUUUAAUACGUGUGCAUUGCAGGGCAUUGUCCAUGGUCGGGCUGAUUGCCAUUGCCUUUGGUACCGGUGGUAUUAAACCCUGUGUCUCGGCGUUCGGUGGAGACCAGUUCGAAGAACAUCAUGUAAGACUUAACUUUUUGCUGUUGUGGGAAGACCCAAAAACAUCUGAAUGACAAUAAAGGCUGGAAUUGUUCCCAUAUUAACUCAUUCAAAAUACCAUUCAAUGAUUUGCUGCAAAUUCAACCUGAGAGCCCCGGCUAGGAGGGACGAGGCUGAAAUCUCUCAGCCAUUCCCAAACUUCCCGACUAGGAGGGACGAGGCUGAAAUCUCUCAGCCAUUCCCAAACUUCCCGACUAGGAGGGACGAGGCUGAAAUCUCUCAGCCAUUCCCAAACUUCCCAACUAGGAGGGGUGAGGCUGAAAUCUCUCAGCCAUUCCCAAACUUCCGACUAGGAGGGACGAGGCUGAAAUCUCUCAGCCAUUCCCAAACUUCCCGACUAGGAGGGGGAGGGACGAGGCUGAAAUCUCUCAGCCAUUCCCAAACUUCCCGACUAGGAGGGACGAGGCUGAAAUCUCUCAGCCAUUCCCAAACUUCCCGACUAGGAGGGACGAGGCUGAAAUCUCCAUUGCAUUCUGAAGCUUUUUUCAACAAGGAGGGCCGGAGUCUCAGCCAUUCCUGAGCUUCCAGAGCUAGGAGGGGCCGAGGCUGAAAUCUCUCAGCCAUUCCCAACUUCCCGACUAGGAGGGUGAGGCUGAAAUCUCUCAGCCAUUCCCAAACUUCCUGACUAGGAGGGACGAGGCUGAAAUCUCUCAGCCAUUCCCAAACUUCCCAACUAGGAGGGGUGAGGCUGAAAUCUCUCAGCCAUUCCCAAACUUCCGACUAGGAGGGGUGAGGCUGAAAUCUCUCAGCCAUUCCCAAACUUCCCGACUAGGAGGGACGAGGCUGAAAUCUCUCAGCCAUUCCCAAACUUCCCGACUAGGAGGGACGAGGCUGAAAUCUCUCAGCCAUUCCCAAACUUCCCGACUAGGAGGGACGAGGCUGAAAUCUCUCAGCCAUUCCCAAACUUCCCAACUAGGAGGGUGAGGCUGAAAUCUCUCAGCCAUUCCCAAACUUCCCGACUAGGAGGGGUGAGGCUGAAAUCUCUCAGCCAUUCCCAAACUUCCCGACUAGGAGGGACGAGGCUGAAAUCUCUCAGCCAUUCCCAAACUUCCCGACUAGGGGGGACGAGGCUGAAAUCUCUCAGCCAUUCCCAAACUUCCCGACUAGGAGGGACGAGGCUGAAAUCUCUCAGCCAUUCCCAAACUUCCUGACUAGGAGGGACGAGGCUGAAAUCUCUCAGCCAUUCCCAAACUUUCCAACAAGGAGGGGUGAGGCUGAAAUCUCUCAGCCAUUCCCAAAUUUCCCGCUGUUUUCAGAGACAGCGAAGGUCGGGAGUUUAUGGGACGCUUUAAUUUAACUUAUUAUGAAAAAUGAAUAGAAGCACUGUGCGUCAAAGCUCCAUGAUGUUAUUUCAUAGCAAUCCGUAGCAUUAUGCGAAAAAGCAAACGCCACGGAGACAUCACCAGGGGAACGCGUGUCGUUAUCCCAGGGUGUGAUUGUUAGUAGAGAAUCAGGUAUAAUCCAAAGAAGAGAUGUUACCAUUAAUCUCCGAGCUGUAAUGCAAGAAACAUGAGUAGUUAUAGUAUUUGUUGUUAUUGCUACAUUCAUUGUUUUAUUUCUUUUUAGGUAAAAGAACGCGCUAAGUUUUUCUCCAUUUUCUACCUUUCCAUUAAUGCUGGGAGUUUAAUCUCCACCCUGGUGACACCCGUACUCAGAGGUAAGAUUUCUUUAUCUCCAUGGACACCGACGGGGAUAAUUUACUAAGCAGUAACUUGCAAUUCAGGCCAGAGUAGGCGAGCUGUGUGAUAUCACUUGCAUUGUCAGUCUCUGUGAAUAGAUUUUGAUAUUACUUUAUUUGAGAUUUUCUAAAAUAUUUCCCUUCCAUGGUUCUCAUGUUACCAGUAAUUUCACUCAAUAUUCACGCUUUAUACAACACAUUGCUCCAAAUUCUACUGAAAUGUUAAAGACCUCCUAACCUGGAGCCUGUUUCUCUCUCUCCCAGGGGGUGUCCAGUGCUUUGGGACGGAUUGUUAUGCGUUGGCUUUUGGUGUCCCAGCCGCGUUGAUGUUUCUUGCGCUCAGUAAGUGUGUUCAGCAAACCUGCGCUAAAAUCAAACUGAGAACUCAGUAAUGUAUUUAAAGGGACACUCCAAACCCAUAAAGCACUUCAGUUUGCUGGAAUACGUUAUGUGUGAAGAGCGUGGACUCUUUUUUUUUUCAUUUUACAAACAGUGCAAAUAUCAAUAGAAAUUGCCACAUUUAAAAAUGAACCUUGUUACACCCCCUCUGGCUGUCAAUCAAUCACCUGGUCCUGUUACUGCCUGGUUUGUUUAGCUCAGUGGAUUGCCCAGAGCACCUGCCUCGCAAAGACUUGUAAAGACAGCCACAGAAAGUCUGGGCGGGGUUAGAAUGGAAGGGCUUACAAAGGCUGCAGACAAGAGAUCUGCAGCUUUUGCAAUCUGUUUUUAGAUAUAUUCCCAAAGAAAAAAAGUCUUUAUUAAAUACAUGCAAGUUUUCAUUGGGGUAUAUUUACUAAACAGUGAAGGGGAGGGGGGAUUGGGCAGUGGAGUGUCCCUUGUAAUGUGUAUUUUUUCAGAGAUAAUAAUUUAAUUCAGGGAAAGGCUCUCUCUGACUCACAGAAAUGAAAACAUUCUAGAAUUCAGACAGAUAGUGGUUUGUGGCCCGAUUAUAAUCUAAUUUGUAAAAUGUAGACCAAAAAAAAGAUUUGCUCAAAAAUAUUUGUACAUUUGUUUUUCCAAAUUUUGGCUUAAAAAUUUGUAAUUUGCCCAUCUUUUCCAGUUUAGCUUACUGUUUAAUGAAUACAUGGCUUUAAAAUACAUGUAUGGUAUGUCACUUUGUAAUGAUGGUUUAAUUCACUGGUAUUCCCCUCUUCUCAUCGAUGUUGUUAUCUUGCUCUGUGCUGCCAGUUUAUUUCGGUCAGUAUCUCUUCCUUUGAUUUUGUUUCCUAGUCGUGUUUGUCAGUGGCAGUGGGAUGUAUAAGAAAUGCCCUCCAGAAGGGAAUGUUCUGUCUCAAGUCUUCAAAUGCAUUGGAGUAAGUAUGAGGCAGCGUGUUUCACCGUUAUCGCUGGUUUCUGUUUUGGGACAGAACAGUGGAGAUUUAUAAAAGUGUCUCCUAGACUUGUGCCCUGUGAAGUAAUUAUUACACUUAUUUAUUCAUCUGUUAGGUAUUUUCUAAACAUAUAAGUUACAAAUAAAUAUUUUUUUAACGGUUCCUCCUUUUUUUCCUCUAUUGGUCACAUGAUCUGUGAAUAAAAAGAAAAUUUAGUGACUCUCCCCUGACCAUCAUUCAUCUUUUUUUUGGCUCAUUCAAUGUCUGUUUUGUUGUUUCGUGAUGUGGUUAUGGUGUUUCAGAGUUACGGAAUUCCGAAUAGGUGAUCAUUGCACGAAUUCCGGACAUAUUGUAAUUCAUUUGAAACAAGGAGAUGCUGCAAAGCUGUAAAACUGUAGCAUUGCUCGUGGAAACCAUGGAAUACAGGGGCAGAACGUCAUUAGCUACUGAGGCCAGUUCUGCAGCUAAUACUAGGUUCAUUUUUAAGCAAAUUUUUCUAAAUUUAUAUUUUUUACAGGGAUUAAUUGUAUGCAUUAAAACGUGUUUUCCCUUUAAAAUUAAACCUCACAAUAUAACUAACAUUCAACAUUGAACUCGGCAUGUAGCUCUGCCACGUUCAAUAAACAAAACACUGAACCCUGAAUCGCCCCAUAAAAUGAUUACUGGAUUCUUCAUGUCUCUAUAAAUUCCAUCUCUCAGAUAGGACACUUUGCCACUGAGUUUAAGUGAAAAACUGAGUUGAUAAUUGUCAAACGUUCACCGACAAAUUUUUUUUUUUUUUUUUAUUGUUUAGUUUGCACUAUCAAACCGAUGGCGCUAUCGCGGAAAGCAACAUCCUAAGAGAGAACACUGGUUGGACUGGGCCACUGAAAAAUAUCCUGUGAGCAUGGUGCCAGUGCUGGGGAGAGCAGGGUAUAGAGUGCCAGGGCUGGGGAGUGCAGGAUAUAGAGUGCCAGGGCUGGGGAGAGCAGGGUAUAGAGUGCCAGGGCUGGGGAGUGCAGGAUAUAGAGUGCCAGAGCUGGGGAGUGCAGGAUAUAUAGUGCUAGGGCUGGGGAGAGCAGGAUAUAGAGUGCCAGGCCUGGGGAGAGCAGGAUAUAGAGUGCCAGGGCUGGAGAGAGCAGGGUGCAGAGUGUCAGGGCUGGAGAUAACAGGGUGCAGAGUGCCAGGGCUGGGGAGAUCAGGGUACAGAGUGUCAGGGCUGGGGAGAGCAGGGUAUAGAGUGCCAGGGCUGGGGAGAGCAGGGUAUAGAGUUGCAGGGCUGGGGAGUGCAGGAUACAGAGUACCAGGGCUGGAGAGAGCAGGGUGCAGAGUGCCAGGGCUGGGGAGCUCAGGGUGCAGAGUGCCAGGGUUGAGGAGAGAUGGUUAUAUAGUGCUAGGGCUGGGGAGAGCAGGAUAUAGAGUGCCAGGCCUGGGGAGAGCAGGAUAUAGAGUGCCAGGGCUGGAGAGAGCAGGGUGCAGAGUGUCAGGGCUGGAGAUAACAGGGUGCAGAGUGCCAGGGCUGGGGAGAUCAGGGUACAGAGUGUCAGGGCUGGGGAGAGCAGGGUAUAGAGUGCCAGGGCUGGGGAGAGCAGGGUAUAGAGUUGCAGGGCUGGGAGUGCAGGAUACAGAGUACCAGGGCUGAGAGAGAGCAGGGUGCAGAGUGUCAGGGCUGGGGAUAACAGGGUGCAGAGCGCCAGGGCUGGGGAGAGCAGGGUAUAGAGUGUCAGGGCUGGGGAGAGCAGGGUAUAGAGUGCCAGGGCUGGGGAGAACAGGGUAUAGAGUUGCAGGGCUGGGGAGUGCAGAAUAUAGAGUGCCAGCGCUGGAGAGAGCAGGGUGCAGUGUGUCAGGGCUGGGGAUAACAGGGUGCAGAGCGCCAGGGCUGGGCAGAGCAGGGUAUAGAGUGUCAAGGCUGGGGAGAGCAGGGUGCAGAGUGCCAGGGCUGGGGAGAGCAGGGUGCAGAGUGCCAUUUCUGUGGAGAGCAGGGUGCAGAGGGCCAGGGCUGGGGAGCUCAGGAUGUGGAGUGCCAGGGCUGGUAAGCUCAGGGUGCAGAGUGCCAGGGCUGGGGAGAUCAGGAUGCAGAGGGCCAGGGCUGGGGAGCUCAGGAUGAGGAGUGCCAGGGCUGGGAAGCUCAGGGUGCAGAGUGCCAGGGCUGGGGAGAUCAGGAUGCAGAGGCUGGGGAGAGCUGGAUGCAAAGUGCCAGGGCUGGGGAGAGCUGGAUGCAGAGUGCCAGGGCUGGAGAGAGCACGGUGCAGAGUUCCAGGGAUGGAGAGAGCAGGGUGCAGAUUGCAAGGGCUGGAGAAAGCAGAAUGCAGAGUGCCAGGGCUGGGGAGCUCAGGGUGCAGAGUGCCAGGGUUGAGGAGAGACGGUUAUAGAAUGCCAGGGAUUGGGGAGAGCAGGAUGCAGAGUGAUAGGGCUGGGGAGAGCAGGGUGUGGAGUGUCAAGGCUGGGGAGAGCAGGGUGUGGAGUGUCAAGGCUGGGGAGAGCAGGAUGCAGAGUGAUAGGGCUGGGGAGAGCAGGGUGUGGAGUGAUAGGGCUGGGGAGUGCAGGGUGCAGCAGAGUGCCAGGGCCGGAGAGAGCAAGUUGCAGAAUGCCAGGGAUGGUGAGAGCAGUGUGCGGAGUGCCAGGGGUGAGAAAAACAGGUUUUGGGGACUGGGUAUGGAAACUUCUUGCAGUGCCCCAUGUGAUAAAAAAUGUACAUUCCAAUCAUUCUUUGUUUUUUCUCCAGAAAAAAAUUAUCACUGAGGUGAAAAUGGUGACCCGGGUUCUGUUCCUGUACAUCCCGUUACCCAUGUUUUGGGCUCUGUUUGAUCAGCAGGUAACUGAGACAUGGCUAAAACAGCGAGUCUGGGAAUAGAGCAGAGAUGGAGGAUGGAUCCAGCUCCUUCAUUCUGGGAUAAACAUUAGAAGAUAAUGAGUAUUGGAGGUUCUCCCACUUUGAGUGUCCAAUAAAAUGCAGAAUGAAUGGCUCCUCCUACUGCGCUAAAAAUGCAGAAUAAAUGGCAAAUCCUACUGCGCUAAAUAUGGCUUUUAUCAUAGUGUCUCCCAAGCCUAUAUAUCAAAUAUUUUUGUUAAAUUUGUCUCUUUUUCUAGGGAUCCCGAUGGACUCUACAAGCUACAAGAAUGGACACAAAAUUAGUAAGUCCUAUAGUCCCUUUUGUCUUUUAGCAUCUUCUUUAAAUGUUACUUGUAUUUAGUAAAGAAUAGUGUAUCAGAUUAGCAAUAUUUCUGCUUUAAUCGGUGUAACCAUAUCCCUGCCAUAUCAUGUCUCCUACACAACAAUCACACCUUGCUAAUGUAUUCGCACUAAUGAUGCAUUUGUGUUGUCAAUAGUGUCGGCAGGACUCACUAUUCAUUCACUGAACAGUCUCACAACCCAAGACAAGGAUGUUUAAUGGUGGAUGUUAUUUAAUGUUGAGGUAGAAAUCACAACUAUCCUUACACUAGCGGUGAGUGAAGAGUAGUAUUUAUUUACACCCAGAUACUUUAAUAUAAACCCCCAGCACUCAGACUGGGUGAUGUAAAAAGCUGCUCCAUCUUUAUAUGGUAUUUGUGAUACAAGUUGCAAACGGUAAAUCCCAUAAUGCAUAGCACCGGGUCAUUUGCAUAUUAUUCACCAUCUUUACUUCCAACCUUUGAAGACAAAUGGAUAGUAAAUUCCCUUGAUAUCAUGAGUUGGUUAAGCAGGAACGAUUUCUUCCCAUGAUAUUAUACUAACUUAACCCUAUAUACCAUCUUUAUCCUGUAACUGGGUGCCUCCAUCAUAGCUCCCUGUCAAUCAUUAUUAUAAGCUGUGCCUGGAAUUAACUGGUUUGAUUUGUAAUUUGCUAAAUAUUUAAUAUACAUUUAAAAGAAAUCUAAGCAUGACUUAAAAAAAAAUAAAAAUAAAUAAAUAAAAUUAUGUCUCGUGAUAUGUGAUUUUUAAAAAUAUUUCUGAUUAGUAUGUCACAUUAUAUUUCGCAACACCAUAUAUAUAUAAAAAAUGAAUUUGUGAGCUCUUAAAAUGAAAUUAAAUAUAUAAAUGCAGACAUAUAUUCAGCUCUGUCCCAUGUGAUACCCCAAUUGUUCAAAAGAAUGCAAUAGUCAUAACGUUUAACCCCUUAAGGACACAUGACAUGUGUGACAUGUCAUGAUUCCCUUUUAUUCCAGAAGUUUGGUCCUUAAGUGGUUAAAGUUUAUUCUGUGUUGGUUUUUAUUUUGUCUGUUUUUAAAUUUUAUUUAUGGAUUCCAAAAAUUGCACCUUACUAAUGCAUUUACACUAGUGAUGCAGUUGUGUUGUCAGUGGUGUCAGCAGGACUGUUCUCACUAUUCAUUCAUUGAACAGUCUCACAACCCAAGACAAGGAUGGUUAACAGUGGAUGUUAUUUAGGUAGAGGUAGAAAUCACAACUAUCCUUACACUAGCGGUGAAUGAAGAGUAGUAUUUAUUUACACCCAGAUACUUUAAUAUAAACCCCCAGCACUCAGACUGGGUGAUGUAAAAAGCUGCUCCAUCUUUAUAUGGUAUUUGUGAUGGAGGUUGCAAAAGAUAAAUCCCAUAAUGCAUAGCACCAGGUCAUUUGCAUAUUAUUCACCAUCAUUAUUUCCAACCUUGAAGACAAGUGGAUAGUAAAUUCCCUUGAUAUCAUAAAUUGGUAUAACAGGGACGAUUUCUUCCCAGGAUUUUUAUUAUAUUAACAUAACCCUGUAUACCACCUUUAUCCUGUAACUGGGUGCCUCCAUCUCAGCUCCCUGUCAAUCAUUGUUAUAAGCUCCGCCCUUUACACCUGGCAGUCAGCAUAGAGAGAGCCACCUCCAUCUUAGCUCCCUGUCAGUCAUUGUUAUAAGCUCCGCCCUUUACACCUUGCAGUCAGCAUAGAGAGAGCCACCUCCAUCUUAGCUCCCUGUCAAUCAUUGUUAUAAGCUCCGCCCUUUACACCUGGCAGUCAGCAUAGAGAGAGCCACCUCCAUCUUAGCUCCCUGUCAAUCAUUGUUAUAAGCUCCGCCCUUUACACCUGGCAGUCAGUAUAGAGAGAGCCACCUCCAUCUUAGCUCCCUGUCAAUCAUUGUUAUAAGCUCCGCCCUUUACACCUGGCAGUCAGUAUAGAGAGAGCCGCCUCCAUCUUAGCUCCCUGUCAAUCAUUGUUAUAAGCUCCGCCCUUUACACCUGGCAGUCAGUAUAGAGAGAGCCACCUCCAUCUUAGCUCCCUGUCAAUCAUUGUUAUAAGCUCCGCCCUUUACACCUUGCAGUCAGUAUAGAGAGAGCCACCUCCAUCUUAGCUCCCUGUCAAUCAUUGUUAUAAGCUCCGCCCUUUACACCUGGCAGUCAGUAUAGAGAGAGCCACCUCCAUCUUAGCUCCCUGUCAAUCAUUGUUAUAAGCUCCGCCCUUUACACCUGGCAGUCAGUAUAGAGAGAGCCGCCUCCAUCUUAGCUCCCUGUCAAUCAUUGUUAUAAGCUCCGCCCUUUACACCUGGCAGUCAGUAUAGAGAGAGCCGCCUCCAUCUUAGCUCCCUGUCAAUCAUUGUUAUAAGCUCCGCCCUUUACACCUGGCAGUCAGUAUAGAGAGAGCCACCUCCAUCUUAGCUCCCUGUCAAUCAUUGUUAUAAGCUCCGCCCUUUACACCUGGCAGUCAGUAUAGAGAGAGCCGCCUCCAUCUUAGCUCCCUGUCAAUCAUUGUUAUAAGCUCCGCCCUUUACACCUGGCAGUCAGUAUAGAGAGAGCCACCUCCAUCUUAGCUCCCUGUCAAUCAUUGUUAUAAGCUCCGCCCUUUACACCCGGCAGUCAGUAUAUAGCUCCCUGAUUGUUAUAAGAGCAGUCAGUAUAGAGAGAGCCUCCAUCUUAGCUCCCUGUCAAUCAUUGUUAUAAGCUCCGCCCUUUACACCUGGCAGUCAGUAUAGAGAGAGCCGCCUCCAUCUUAGUUCCCUGUCAAUCAUUGUUAUAAGCUCCGCCCUUUACACCUGGCAGUCAGUAUAGAGAGAGCCACCUCCAUCUUAGCUCCCUGUCAAUCAUUGUUAUAAGCUCCGCCCAUUACACCUGGCAGUCAGUAUAGAGAGAGCCACCUCCAUCUUAGAUCCCUGCCAGUCAUUGUUAUAAGCUCCGCCCUUUACACCUGUCAAUCAGCACUGAGAACAGCCAUUUUCAAUGCCUGCAUUGUCUGAACUGGAUUAUAUCAUUUUUAAAAGCUUUUUUUAAUAGAAAAUAGAGCAUCUCAUUAAAAAAAUAUUAGCACAAGUAAUAGAUGAUUUUCAAUAUUUUAUUCAAUGGUGUAAAUUCCAGAGAAGUGAGAGUUCCCCUUUAGUUUGAGAUUAUAUUCUUAUAAACUAGAAUGGGCUGAUUGGCCCCAUUUAGGGAUAAUUUGAAUAAGACAUAAAGGAAUACUCCAAACACCUAAAGCAGCGUAACUGUGUGAGGAGUGCACCCUUUUUUUAUUUUACAAAAAGUUCAGAUUUCAAUAGAAAUUAUUUAUAAAUUAACCUUGUUAUACUCCCCUGGCUGUCAGUCUGACACCCAAUCCGGUUACUUCCUGGUUUGGUUAGCUCAGUGGUGCUAGAUUCACGAGGCAGCAAUUGCCCAGAGCACCUGCCUUGUAGAGACUUCUCAUUGAGCUGCAUUAGGAAGUCUGUGAUUGGUCAGACACAGAAAGUCUGGGCGGGAUUAGAAGGGGAGGGCUUGCAAAGGCUGCAGACAGGAGAUCUACAUCUAUUGUGAGCCAUUUUUAGAUACACCCUUAAUGCAAAAAUGCAUCAUUAAAUACAGGCUUGUUUUCACUGGGCAUAUAUGUAGUAAAUAGUGAUUAUUAUAUUUAUUUUGUAUUUAUGCAGGGCAGUGUAGACCUUUAAGUUUGUAAAAAUGUGGAUCAGCCCGGAUUUGGUUGUUUAAUUUGGAUGACUGUAAAUUUGUUGAAUCACCCCAGAUGAUUAUUCCACAGUUUGUGACUACAAAUAAUCGCACACUGGAUCCGGUCACUAACACAUGGUUGUUGGAAACCUACAAGCAAAGUUCAGAAUAAAGUACAGAGUUGGCAAAAAAAUCUUCAUCCUGACGGAUCUGGAGAUUUUUAAUCAACGCAGACUUUUGUACAUUUUACAAGUAGUGUUUUAAGAUAAUAAGUUGUUUCACUGAUAUUAUUUCCACAACUAAUGACUUGUUUCACCGGUUACCCAAACAUGGCGGCUCAUGGAUACCCAACCGUCUGCAGAUACUAAUCCCAAUCAUUCUACUUUCAGGGAGGAUUUGUUGCGCAACCGGACCAGAUCCAGGUAUGUGACUAUCACCACCCCCAGCCACAGUAAUUACCUCAUCUACAACAGCCAUCAACCGCAUUAUACUCACAGCCACUCCCAUCGCCCACAGCCAUCAUCCUCACCAGCAGUCACUCCCAUUGCCCACAGCCAUUAUACUCACUCACAGACACUCCAAUCGCCCACAGCCAUUAUCCUCACUCACAGACACUCCAAUCGCCCACAGCCAUUAUCCUCACUCACAGACACUCCAAUCGCCCUGAGCCAUUAUACUCACUCACAGACACUCCAAUCGCCCACAGCCAUUAUACUCACUCACAGACACUCCCAUCGCCCACAGCCAUUAUACUCACUCACAGACACUCCAAUCGCCCACAGCCAUUAUACUCACUCAGAGACAUUCCAAUCGCCCACAGCCAUUAUACUCACUCACAGACACUCCAAUCGCCCACAGCCAUUAUACUCACUCACAGACACUCCAAUCGCCCACAGCCAUUAUACUCACUCAGACACUCCAAUCGCCCACAGCCAUUAUACUCACUCACACACUCCGAUCGCCCACAGCCAUUAUACUCACUCACAGAAACUCCAAUCGCCCACAGCCAUUAUACUCACUCACAGACACUCCAAUCGCCCACAGCCAUUAUACUCACUCACACACUCCGAUCGCCCACAGCCAUUAUACUCACACACAGACACUCCCACAGCCAUUAUCCUCACCCACACCCACCUGCUUCCACGACUUUCAACCAACAGCAACUUCCAUCACUCACAUCUAAAGCCACUCACACCAUGCGCUGACUGCCACUCCCAUCACUCACAACUACAGCCAAUCCCACUUCUGCCACUCCCAUUACUCACACUCACAGCCACUCCCAUCGCCCACAGCCAUUAUCCUGGCUCCCGCUAGGCUUCCAGUUACUAACCCCUGUCUCACUGAUCCCAGUAAUCUUAUCUUAUCGCAGGUUAUGAAUCCACUUAUGAUCCUUAUCCUGAUUCCAGUUUUUGACCUUGGAAUUUACCCACUGCUUAAAUGUUGCAAGAUCAACUUUAAGUGAGUAUGGCGAUUUGUCUUGUGCUGAGCGUGUCCUUAUUGCAUAUAAUAUAUCUUAUCAGCAGCUGCAAUUAGCUGUCUGUCUGUGUUUUCCUUCACAGGCCUAUCCCAAAAAUGGCGGUGGGCAUGAUUGUGGCAGCUCUGGCAUUUGUCGUGGCCACCGUAGUGGAAAUUCAGAUAAAUGUAAGUUCCAGUUAUCUGUCCGGUGUUUCUACUAACCUUAUAUAGAGCUGAAUCUGUGCUCCAUAGUAAUCACUGAGUGUAUGACGCACUCUGACAUCAUAAGCAUGCAACCAAUCAGCAUCAGCGGCUGCGGAGAAGGUAGGUUCAGAGUAAUUUCUCUCGCCGGUUUGUUUCUGCGUGUGCAGAUUCCAGCUGAGGGAGAAAUUGCCAAGCAUCUUAAAACAUGCAUUUAUACCAUCCCAUGACAAGAAAAGGAUAAAUACAACCAAAUCAUUAAUCAAUGAGCAUUUUCAGUAUACGGCAAACUGUGGUGAAAUAACAAAAUGUCGGCCUACAUGGCCUCAUUACAAACCAAACAAACCCCAAUUCAGCUCAGCUCGGGGAAGGCGCCAUAUUAACCAAUUAAACUCGCCAGAACUUGCUAAAAAGAGGAUCAACAACUUUAAAAGAAAAAACUCUGAAUAUUUAAUGUUUGUCACACUGACUGCCAUUUCCUUUCUCUUCCCAGAAAACCAUCCCGCCGGUUGCUAAAGACAAGGAAUGCUACGUGCAGGUCAUGAAUUUUGCCGACACGGAGCUAACGCUUAAUAUUAAAAACCAGGAGUUUGUAGUAGGCAGUCUGAAAGAAUCGGACUUUGAGGUAAGUACUGUGCGCAGUAUAAACAAAUCUUGUGAUUUAUUAUUAGGGUGAUGUAAAAUCACCAGUCCCAGGACACAAAGAAAAUAUACGGCUUUAUAUAUUCCUGCGAUAUUGGGAUUAUAUACCAUAUUUUCUCUGGAUUGUUUUAUAUUGCUGUGUGUCUAAUUAAUAAAUUCACGUGGACACGUCUUUAAACAUGAAUAUUAUUUUGUUAUUAGGUCACGAGGCCAUAGAUCCAUUCUUGCUGAUCACAAUAAGGACUGCUGGCUAUAAGUUAACUGGAUGCCUCUGUAUAAAAACAGGACUUUUAUAAAACACCCAAACCACUCUUCAGUGGAGAACUGUUUAUGUCUCUGCAUUAAACACUCAUUUAUUGGCCCUGAUUAAUUACUAACCCGGAAUGAAGGGUUAAACCCCCCUUAUACUAAUACGCACCACAUCUCGCUGUUUAAUGAACAGACCCCUCAAUGUGUACAGUUUUUGCAAUACUGAAAUGUUUAUCUGACUGAACUGAAUCGUUUUUACAGGAUCCAAGUUAUCAGAAAAUAGAGCUUGACGGUAACGACCUACAUAUUAAUAUCGGUUUGCCAAGUGGUUCAUGUGAAGCUCAUUUAAAUGAACGCUCCAACUAUACCUUACUUAUCUACAACCUCAAUGGAGCCCUGACAUGCGAACAGGUAAAUCGCCCAAUUCAGAUACCAUGCUGGUAUUAUAUUACCAGAAGGGUAUACACGGGUAUAACCAGCAGGGUGUAUAUGGGUAAUACCAGCAGGGUGUAUAUGGGUAUUACCAGCAGGGUGUAUAUGGGUAUUACCAGCAGGGUAUAUAUGGGUAUUACCAGCAGGGUAUAUAUGGGUAUUACCAGCAGGGUAUAUAUGGGUAUUACCAGCAGGGUAUAUAUGGGUAAUACCAGCAGGGUGUAUAUGGGUAAUACCAGCAGGGUAUAUAUGGGUAUUACCAGCAGGGUGUAUAUGGGUAAUACCAGCAGGGUAUAUAUGGGUAUUACCAGCAGGGUAUAUAUGGGUAUUACCAGCAGGGUAUAUAUGGGUAUUACCAGCAGGGUAUAUAUGGGUAUUACCAGCAGGGUAUAUAUGGGUAUUACCAGCAGGGUAUAUAUGGGUAUUACCAGCAGGGUAUAUAUGGGUAAUACCAGCAGGGUGUAUAUGGGUAAUACCAGCAGGGUAUAUAUGGGUAUUACCAGCAGGGUGUAUAUGGGUAAUACCAGCAGGGUAUAUAUGGGUAUUACCAGCAGGGUGUAUAUGGGUAAUACCAGCAGGGUGUAUUCUUUCGCUAUAUUAUUAUCAUACAAAUGUGUUCUUUAAUUUUCCUUUUCAAUUUCUAGUUUACAGAUUCGAAGACGAAACCAUCCAAUGGACGAGCGGCUGUGAGGUAUGAGUUUAGCUACAACUUGUGUUCCUUUUUAUCAGUCCCGCAGCAGAAAUGACAAUAAUUAAAUGCCGUCUGCUCAUAAUAAACAGUCAACAAAUGUACCACAGAGAAAAUAUAUAAUUAAAAUUCUACAUACAAAACACAGGAAUCUGGGGGUGUACCAAGCUGCCCAAUGAACACGCAGUCACUGGCUGACAGCCAGUAAUUAAAUUCAAAGUUCAGUGGCUACUGUGAUAAAGUCAUCAUAUUAAAUUCUGGUUGUAGGGGAGGUAUAUCCACCAUUUGAUUUUUAUCCCUGGGUUACAGGAGGGGUGUUGGUUUGCUCCCGUCUGGGGCAGCCUUCUGGCCCUGAUUUGCCAGAUUUGCCAAUGUAAUUAAUUUAUUCCACUGUUUUGGGUCUGCUAAGUUCUUGCCAAGUAGGACAACUUCCUGUAAGGGGAAUUAUUGCAGAAUUGCUUUCAGUUUGGGCAGCAGACCCAUUCUUAUGUUUUGAUGAAUGAUACUGUAUUCGAAUACUGAACUACGUAUCCCAUAAACCCCAACUCAGCACUUCAAAUAGAAAUAAUAGCGUCACCGUGUCCGCUAUGGUUGGCCUAGAUGGAACUUAUUGAAAGAACUUAAAAUCCUGGGAACUGCGAAUGAGACUAAUUCUACUAGCUCCAACGUUAAAGUGGAACUGCCGCCUGAAAAUAUUUAUCUAAACAAGCUUUAAUAAGUUCAGCUGGAAUUAACCAUCGAGGAUCUGUCAAGAGUUUCAGCAUGGAAGCGGCCAUAUUGGAAACGCAUCACAAUUUCAGAAUCGUGACAGUCACGGAUAUAAAAGGCGGCAGAGAUCUUGUGAUGUGAGCAGCCGAUCAGAUUAGAGUAGCUCCCAGAAUUCCACUGGGAAGGAAACGGUUCUUCCAUCUUUACGAGGAUGCUCAGUGUCCAACAUGCCCAACGUUAACCAGAAUAAUACAAUUUGUAUUCAAGAAAACGUCUAAGAUAUCAAAAUAUAAGAUAUCAAAAUGACCGAGAAGUGGGAUAGGUUUUAACACACUGCAUGAUUGUAUAAUAGACUACAACUGAUGAUUUGUUACAAAAAGUUUGACAUAUUUAAAGGUUUCAUGAUUUGUAGAGAAUUUGCGUGACGGACCCAAUUCUUUGAUUUGCUGAUCUCCUACCCUGCUCUUAUUUUUACAGGUUCAUUAAUAUGCUCAAUACGUCUGUGCAAGUUGUUGCUGGCGAACAAAAUGAGACUCUUUCAGGGAACAUCACUGCAUCAUCAUAUAUGGAACAAAAAAGAGGAAUGUAAGUCUCUUUAGUCAUUUUAUAUGGCAGGCGUAAACUCAUCAACAGUGGCCAAGGGUUCGUGCCACUGACGCCAACAUAGGUGGUUCUCUGGCACCCCAUCAUUAGGGAACCAACCUGGAUUGGCAGGACAGGACUCAAAGACUGAGAAAGACCUGGCGGAUCCAGGACUGUUGGGAGGUGUGCAAAUGAAAUUUUCCUCUCUUUGAGGACCAUAUAGACCAUUUCUGAGGAGAACAAAUAAAUACAUAUAUAUUAUAACUGCAGCUAUAAGGUUAUGGUGUAAGGAGGUCCCCUGUCUCCCCGCACACAGUGUAUUAUAACUGCAGCUAUAAGGUUAUGGUGUAAGGAGGUCCCCUGUCUCCCCGCACACAGUGUAUUCUAACUGCAGCUAUAAGGUUAUGGUGUAAGGAGGUCCCCUGUCUCCCCGCACACAGUGUAUUAUAACUGCAGCUAUAAGGUUAUGGUGUAAGGAGGUCCCCUGUCUCCCCGCACACAGUGUAUUAUAACUGCAGCUAUAAGGUUAUGGUGUAAGGAGAUCCCCUGUCUCCCCGCACACAGUGUAUUAUAACUGCAGCUAUAAGGUUAUGGUGUAAGGAGGUCCCCUGUCUCCCCGCACACAGUGUAUUAUAACUGCAGCUAUAAGGUUAUGGUGUAAGGAGGUCCCCUGUCUCCCCGCACACAGUGUAUUAUAACUGCAGCUAUAAGGUUAUGGUGUAAGGAGGUCCCCUGUCUCCCGCACACAGUGUGUUAUAACUGCAGCUAUAAGGUUAUGGUGUAAGGAGGUCCCCUGUCUCCCCGCACACAGUGUAUUAUAACUGCAGCUAUAAGGUUAUGGUGUAAGGAGGUCCCCUGUCUCCCCGCACACAGUGUAUUAUAACUGCAGCUAUAAGGUUAUGGUGUAAGGAGGUCCCCUGUCUCCCCGCACACAGUGCAUUAUAACUGCAGCUAUAAGGUUAUGGUGUAAGGAGGUCCCCUGUCUCCCCGCACACAGUGUAUUAUAACUGUAGCUAUAAGGUUAUGGUGUAAGGAGGUCCCCUGUCUCCCUGCACACAGUGUAUUAUAACUGCAGCUAUAAGGUUAUGGUGUAAGGAGGUCCCCUGUCUCCCCGCACACAGUGUAUUAUAACUGCAGCUAUAAGGUUAUGGUGUAAGGAGGUCCCCUGUCUCCCCGCACACAGUGUAUUAUAACUGCAGCUAUAAGGUUAUGGUGUAAGGAGGUCCCCUGCCUCCCCGCACACAGUGUAUUAUAACUACAGCUAUAAGGUUAUGGUGUAAGGAGGCCCCUGUCUCCCCACACACAGUGUAUAACUGCAGCUAUAAGGUUAUGGUGUGAGGAGGUCCCCUGUCUCCUUGCACACAGUGUAUUAUAACUGCAGCUAUAAGGUUAUGGUGUAAGGAGGUCCACUGUCUCCCCCCACACAGUGUAUUAUAACUGCAGCUAUAAGGUUAUGGUGUAAGAAGGUCCCCUGUCUCCCCGCACACAGUGUAUUAUAACUGCAGCUAUAAGGUUAUGGUGUAAGGAGGUCCCUGUCUCCCCGCACACAGUGUAUUCUAACUGCAGCUAUAAGGUUAUGGUGUAAGGAGGUCCCCUGUCUCCGCGCACAUAGUGUAUUAUAACUGCAGCUAUAAGGUUAUGGUGUAUCUAAUAUCAAUGUUUGCUUAAUUUAUCAGACCAGAAGUAAAAGCCAUAAUUGAUGGCGAAGAAUACAAAUUUGACAUUGGAUUACUCAAUUUCGGAGCAGCGUACACUGUAAUCCUCACGGAGGUAAGGUCCUUUCUGGUAUGAAUAUUUUAAUUUACAGAGAUCACGCAGGUUUUUUUUUAGUUUUGGAAAUGGUUAAUUAAAAAGUAUGUGUUUCUAUAUUGUUUAAAAGCUCUAAACCUUUUGUGUAGAAACAUCCCAAAAACGUUGUGUGUAUGUGGGAGGGCAGCCUUUUGCUAUUUUACUGCGUAAAUCUUUCUCUGUGUAAAGAAUUUCAAACCACAUAGUUUUGCACAAGUCAAUAUGGUAGCUAUUACUUGGGGGGGGCGGUAGGAACUUUGAAAAGAAAGAAGAGGCUAUUGAUUUUUUUUAGCACUUACUUAACGAACCUGUCCUCAUACAAAAAAACAAACAGAUUGGGAAUACUUUCUUUUUCUAACCAAGGAGGCACUGACAUUAUACACAAAAUAGCAUCCAAUAUAUUCAGUUAUUCUGCCGUCAUGGUUUACUGUCAUUGAAAUGAUAAACCCGUUGUGGCAGAACCAACCUAGCCACUUUACACUGGAGAAGCCUGGUUGCUCGCCUGCUCCCUUUAGACUAUGGCCCUGCAGUUCAGAGCUGUUAUUUUCCCUGCUGAAAGGUUUAUUCGUGCCUUUCUGCCAGGGUGUUCGGUAGAUUCCACAAACGAUGGACCACCUGGGAGCUGCAGUGUGCCGUCAAUUGACCGCCCAGAAGCUGCGGUUAACCGCAGCUUAAUUGAUGAACGCUGGGUGGCCUUUGUUCGUCUGCCGAACACGUGGCAACGGCCAUUUUACCUCCCGAACGGCCAGCGGUGUUCAGCGCCCAAACUAUGGAACUGAAAACGAACACUUAUUGGCGCGAACACCGCUGAGCCGCCAGCCUCCUUACCUUCCCAUUCGGUAGCAGAACCGAAUGACUGUUCAUUCGGUAGUUUAACAGAUAGCUAAGCCAUGGAGCCUAUUCGUGGAACGAAAGACUAUGGGAAAGACUUUGGCUCCAUGGCGAUUGAACUGUAUGUAUGUGAAUGUGAUCUGAGCGCCAUUCGGUAGUAAAGUGCGCUCAGAUCUAAGCUAUCUGGGGAUAUGUAGAAUGUAUAUGUUUUAUGUAAUAAAUGUGACUGUAUGUAAUUUUAUGUCUUUUACUGUAUUGUUACUGCCAUGUGGUUAAUGGAGUUUUGCCUCUGUCUUUGGAGAGAAUUGGAUUACUUCCCAAUUAUCUCCAGGACAGAGAGGAGGGAUUGUGAUGUAAUUGUGGGAGUGUUUAAAGGUGUAUGUAUGUGAUUGGCUAAGAGCCAAUAUGUUUCCCAUCUGGUCCCCUAGGGGAGUGUCCACCAGGUGGGAGACCUGCAUAAAAGCCAGGCAGGUAGCCCCAGUAAAAGAGAUUCUGCUUGACCCUCAAACCGAAGUGUCGUCUCGUCUUUGGGAGGAUUUACUGAAUGCUGUUGGAGACUGAUUGCCAGGAGUGUAAGCCACUUGGGGGCUUUUCCUGUUCGUCUGCUAACAGCUAUUCGUGUGUCUCCAGUUCGGGAGUUUCGAGUUUUCCCUUGGUUGCAGUUCGGGAGUUGGUGAAUUCAUGGAUUUGCAGUAGCUGUCUGUGCAUCUGAAAAAGGGGAAUAUCGCCUAAACGGUUUUUAACCUCUUAUGGGCAAAACGGUCCGUUACACCCGUGUGUGUGUCUCUGUGUGUAUAUAAAACCCUUACUCAACGGGAGCAAAGUUAUCUUUAAAUACUUUUUGGGUCAACACUCGUUACCUGCAAAGUAUAAGCAGUGUUUGUUCUUCAUGCAGAGGCUAUUAUAUAUGCAGACAUUUAUUUGUAAUAAAAAAUGAGGACCGUUUUGAUUUAACGUAAUAGUGAGUAGUUUCACACAAUGAUACCGAUAACGAUUCCCUGUUUCAGUACAAAUCUAGGUGUACGAUACUUGCUUUUCUGCUAAAUAUUUUGUUUCUUAGGGGUUUCUUUGCUAAAACAUUAAUUGUGACAAUGGAAUUUCAAAUUUUAGAGCAAAAAUACGUUAUUUGGGAAAAUAACUUAGCAGAAAUGAAUUUUGGCCUAAAACGUGCCCUGUCCACCCUUCACUAUCCUUGGUUUAGACCAGGGUUCUCCAAACUCUGGGCUUCCAGAUCUUGCUGAACUACAACACCCAAGAUUAUCUUGCUAUUUCAUUGAAAGACUCAUGGGAGUUGUAGUUCAGUUAAUAUUAACUAAUAGGUAAAUGCAUGCAGCUCAUGUCUCAGCAAUGCCUGUUCUUUUUAUUUAGAGAAACCCCACCACGAAAACCAUCGAAUUCAAAAAGACAGAAGAUGUUGAAGCUAACAGUUUUCACGUGGCUUGGCAGAUCCCCCAAUACAUACUUCUCAGUGCUGGGGAGGUUAUGUUCUCUGUCACAGGGCUGGAGUUCUCAUACUCCCAGGUAACAACCCAUCUCUGCCCUCCAAGGGGCCAUGUUAAGGAAACAGACCAGAAAAAAAUAGUUACAAAUAAUAAUUAUAUAUAUAUAUAUUUUUCUUUCAUUAAUCUUAAAUCAUAGUAUGGCAUAUAUUUUUCACAUAAUAUUAAUAUUAAUGUCUAAAAUUCACAAUUUAGGCAAUAGAUGAUCACCAGGGCAAGCACAUUGCAAGAUCCUGUGCAGGGGAAUCAUGUUAAAUUUAUAUAUUGUUAAUAAUGACUUUAUUAAGAGGCAAUUAAUAAUAGCAGUCAGAUGGCAGAAAAUGCUUUGGUACCACCUCCCCCACGUUUGAAAUUAAUAACUAUAACUCGAACGGAGGCCAGAGCACAGAUGGAGACCUACAGGGGCCAGGGGGGCCACUAUGCAUUUAAGCACAAGCCCCCGGGGUACGCCUUCAGCAUUAAUUCUCAGUCUAGCUGAUUAAAUCUCUGCCGAUCUCCAAAAAUGCUCAGCCCUGUGUAAUCAAGAUGAAUUAUCUGAUUAUUAAUCCUUUGUUGUUACAUAAUUCAAUUUGUUAAAAACCACCCUUUCUGUUCGGAAGGCGCCGCCCAGCAUGAAAUCCGUCCUGCAGGCGGGAUGGCUGUUGACCGUUGCUUUUGGAAACGUUAUUGUGCUCAUUGUCGCUCAGGCGGGAUCUCUGGAGCAGGUAAGUGUUCACCCUAGUAAUUUAUCUGUUUUGGCAAUCGGAGAAACAUUUCCCUUAUAUUUCUGGGAUAUUACAGAAAUACUUGAUACACAAAGUGCAUCUAUUUAUAUAGAGAAUAAAUGUCGUUAUGGCAGCAAUGAAAUGUCCGCCAGGUCUUCUUUGACCAUUACGUGUCAGUAGUUGGACUUGCACUCUGUCGGGUCACUUUGCGAAUGUAGUCAUGGCAUAUCUUGUCUUGCAGUGGGCCGAGUUUAUCCUGUUUGCUGCCCUUCUAAUCGCCGUCAGCAUCAUUUUCUCCAUCAUGGGAUAUUUCUACGUCACUGUAAAUCCAGAUGACCUAAAAGAGGAGGACGAGAGCGCAGGGGAGCUCGAGAAGAAGCCAUUACCAGUUAACUUCUACGAAAUGAACAUCGAAGAGAAGAAAACUAAGAUUUAAAAUUCAUAAACGCGAGAGCGAGAUGUAUAUAUUUCAUCCAGAUUUUCUUCCCUUAAAAAAACUAAAUUCUUUUACAGACAUGUACGGGUUACUUUUAAUGAAUUGCCAAAUUGAAUAAAGAACUCAGCACCUUUUCCACAACCCAACCUUGAAUACUACUGUUCAAGUAGUCCACAGACCGGCAGCGAGCAGAUGGGAAACCCAAUAUGCAGCACUUUAAUUCAAGAGAGAUUUUUGGACGACAUACUCUGACAAUUUCUCAGAACAAAUCUCAUAGUAUUAUAUUAAUACAGAUAUGGACACAAAACAUUACCUCAAAUUUUCUGUAAAUCUUAAUGACAUUAUAAAUAAAAUUAUACAGAUAUCUGUUUCUAUUUCUGA
This is a messenger RNA of Pelobates cultripes (western spadefoot toad), 34462 nucleotides long. The record is from the annotation of a GenBank genome assembly. Lineage: Eukaryota; Metazoa; Chordata; Amphibia; Anura; Pelobatidae.